This is a messenger RNA of Pecten maximus, 1998 nucleotides long. Its product is annotated as beta-1,2-xylosyltransferase-like. The record is from RefSeq and is a predicted model, not a curated record. The transcript has a single exon. The coding region runs from base 377 to 1411 and encodes 344 amino acids. Gene Ontology annotation, molecular function: glycosyltransferase activity. NCBI's taxonomy places the organism in Eukaryota, Metazoa, Mollusca, Bivalvia, Pectinida, Pectinidae.
AGACACUGAUUUGGGACGAUUACCAUGAUACGGUUUGGACGAGUUCUACCCAGGAUUCGGCGAAUGAGAUCAGCAUUUAAUCGAACCCAGUUACUCACCACACUCAUCGUCAUUUUGUUUAUAAUCGGUAUCCACAAAACUGCUUGUAAGAUAUAAAUCAAAUCAUAUCUCCGAACUGACCUCGACCAUUAUUUCAGCUGCAAAAAGUGCUAGUCAUUUGAAUAAUGUAGACAUUGGGCCAAGUGUAAAUCAUUUAUGGCAGAAAAGUUGCGGAGGGAACGUUAACUUCAUAAACAAUCGUGUUCUUCUUUUACGUAAUGGAAUAAUUUCUGGACAUUUCAUUGACGCAAAGCAAGUAGGUGGGGACGAAAUAGAAAUGGUCAUAGGUCAGUCAGAGGAGGACGAGUUCGUGACCGUAAAACAAGGUUUCAUCCAAGUUCCCUGUUAUGAUGUAGUUUUACCAAAUCUUGAUAUAGAGUCAGCAUACGGGCACCUUAUCAAUGCUAUAGACGUCAACCGUCCUAAUGAUUAUGUCAGUAAUGCGGAACACAAGCUGUCAGAUUCGUUCGUCAUUGUUAUCGAAAGAAAAGAUUAUGCUAAUGUAUACUGGACAAUGAUAGAACUUUACAAUGCUUUUUUGAGUGCCAGGAUGUUCUCGCAUAAUCCAAGUCAGACAUGUGUCCUUCUCCUGGAUGUUCACCCGAAAGGUAAACUCGAUGAGAUAUGGAACAUGGUAUUUCGGACUGUGGUAAGAGUAAAAGACAUAAAAGAUCACGAAUGGAACUUCAGGAAUUUGGUAUUUGGAAUAGAUACCUACAGUGGCCCUAUCACCACAGAAAUGGAAUCGCUUCCAUUUAUAUCCGAAUUUCAGGAAGCUAUUUUUCACGCAAAUGCACUCCCCCCACCUACAAAGACAGCUUGUUCGUUAGCUAAUCAAUACAUUAACAUAACGCUUAUUCUAAGGCAUAAUUAUGUGGCUCAUGCUCGAAAUCCGACCGGGAAAAUCAAACGUAAACUUGCAAAUGAAGGUGAGAUAAUCAGUUACAUCAAAUCUGUCAUGCCAUUCGCCAAACUUACCGCUGUUCAAUUGGAAGAUUUAAAUGUUGAAAACCAGGUGGAACUGAUAUAUUAUACAGACAUUCUUAUAGGAGUUCAUGGGGCAGGACUGGGUCACGUGAUUCUGAUGAGACCAGGGUCUAGCCUUAUUGAAUUAUUCCCAACGUCAUAUUUUUUCUUUAGGAACAGACACUUUGAGAACCUUGCCAGAUGGGUCGGCAUCCAUUACAGAAGUUGGUACAAUUGGGACAUGUUCUUUACCGAUUCCGAGUGGAUGUAUGUGUCACCGAAUGAGGUAGUGCAGCUUGUCCAGGAAAUGGCGACAAAAAUGUGUUCCAGUAUUUCGCGUUCAUAGCGACCUGUUGUCUAUAGUAGUUACAGUUGACACAAUAAUAACAAAUGAUUUUACCUUUCUUGUUACAAGCAUUUUCACUUGGCUUAAAAAUGUUAUUAGCCCAUAAUGUCAAAAUUGACGUCGCCGUUUGUAACCUCGCAUUUGAUUGGCUGAUACAGCGGCAUGAUACUUUCUAAGAGAAAGAGUCCAUUAAUAAAAGUGGAUCUCCACAGGGAUUGUGUAUAGUUAAUUGAAUUAUAAGGAUUAACUAGAAAAAAAGUUUACGUUAUGGAGCUAUAAACACAAAAACCGUAGUGUACUCCUUUUUUGUGUUAUGUCUCCAUAACGUAAAAGAUUUUUCUAGUUAAUCCUUAUUAUCCAAAAGAUAAUUCAGGUAAUACCGUGAAUCUUUUAGAUUUCGUGAUUACGUUAUUUCGGAAUCUUACCUCUUCAAUCAUAUUCGCGAAUACAUGAUUUCUCGAACGCUAAUCUGGAAUUGUUUAGAGUCAUGGACUAUGCAAAACUCCUACAUCGGUAAGCGAUAGCUUAGCAACCAUCCAUGCAUGUGUUACUUUCGUACAAAUAAUCGCGAUAUUAAAUAGUGACAU